CCUCUCCCUCCGCUCCCUCUCCUCUCCCGCGCCGCUCGCCCUCGCUCUGGGCGUGACGCAAAAACGGCGAAAUCUACGGCGCGCCACUUGUGACCAAGAUCAUCACAAGCGGAGGCGGACGGCUCCCCCCGCGCGGUACUAACCCAAAUGAUCUACAAUUGAUAAUAUCAAUGUUAAGAAUGGAUGGGGAGCAAAAUAAGAAAAGAGAUGAUGUUGAUGAGAGUUUACAAACUGAGUUGACAGAAGAAUCCCAGAGAAAUAUAUCAGGAGAAAAUGCUGGAUGUGACUCUUUGUCUCAGCAGAAAACAAGGCUGAUACCAGAUGAAGUGUUCAGGGACCUUGAAAAGAAGAGAAAAGAGAAUGGCACAAACAAAAGGGCACUGUCAGGAUCACCAAACCUGGAUGUUGCUGAAGCAGACAAACCUGAAAAUGUCUCCAGAAAAAGAAAGCGGAGUUCUUCAGAAGACAUUGAAGAUAGUGAAAGGAAAUUACACAAAGUCAUAGCUGGAGAAGCAGGUAGUACAGUAGCUGGAGCUGUAAAGAAGGAAGGAGUUGCCAGUUGUCUUAGUGAUGACAUAUUUAAUUCAAAUUUCCUGUGCGUAUAUUGUGAUUUCAAAUGUGCUGAUGGUGCCAUAUUGAAAAUUCACAUGGAAAAUAAACAUUCACAAGAGGUGCCAGCUGCUGUUCCUGAUAAGUUAUCUUCUUCAGAAGAAAUCAGGGUUGGCUAUACAGUUGGAAACAUAGACAAAGAUCUUAAAGGCAAAAUGAGUAAUCAGUGUUUACCUUCCUGCUCUGAUACGGAAAAACAUAAACGAGAAUGCCCCUCUAAACAACCCGAAGAGCAAACAUGCCCUCACUGUAGUUGCACAGCUGAAUGUAGUUCAACAUUACACAUGCAUGUCAAGCAAGAUCAUGAGAAAUCCAAGAUAUUUUGUUGUGAUCUUUGUGGUUUUCAGAGUGCUGAGGAAAAUCUCCUGAAUUCUCAUUUCCUUGGCAAGACGCACCUUCGACGCCAAAAUCUUGCUGCACGGGGUGGAUUUGUGCAGAUAUUGACAAAAAAAUCCUUUAAAAAAAAACAAUCUACUGCAACCAAAGAGAGGAAUGUCAGAGCAAAACCGGGGACCAGUAAAUUAAGGGCAAGAACUGCUGAUACAAAAGAAUUAAGUGUUUGCAGUGCACUGAAAGGCUCAAAAGUAAGCUUGUCUAAACAAAAUGAUGGCGCUGAACUUGUUGAAAUGAUACCAUCUUCAAAUGUUCCCACUGAAAAAACAGAUACUGUGACAGAAGAAAUGUUGCUUUCUUCCAGUGUAGAAGGAAAUGAUAAAGUCUGUAGUGAAAAACUAGAAAUACCAGGGCCCUCAGAAAAUAUCUUGCAGAAAAUAGAACUCCCUCCAACUACCAAAAAGCUAGUUAGCAGUUUAAAGAUGACAAGGAGGUUUGAUAGACCGGAACAUAAAAGAAACAUUGUCUUGUUAAGGUCUUCAUUUGGACAAAGUAGGUCUUUUAGAUUAAAAAGGCAAGUUAAAAGAAGGUACAAUUUGUUGGGUAAUAGUAAGAGAGGCAAAUCUGAAACUCGGAGAGUACAUGUGAACCAUAUCUCCAGCACACAGCUUAAACCUAGUGAUUCAAGCCCUAUGUCACAUACAGAAUUAGAAACAGACGCUAAAAGUAAUUGCGAUACUACUUCAGAAAGUCAAGAUCUUACUGAAGAUAAGCUAAAUACCCUUUCUUCCAGCACUACAGAUACUAAACAUUCUGAUGUUAAACUUACUGCUGAUCAUGGUGUUCUUCAUACUUGUGUUGACUGUGGUCAUGUUUUUCAGAACAGAAAAAGUUUGGAAAUUCACAUUGCAAAGCUUCAUACAAAAAGGAUCCAGUUUCAUUGUCAGGUGUGUAGUUAUUCCUCUGGAGUCAGGGAAGAUAUGAAGCAACACUGUCAGGACAGUAAACACCAGAUGGGUGGUUGUAGCUUUAAUUGUCAACUCUGUUCAUUUACCAGCUUGAAUGUGAUCAGCCUUCGAAGCCAUAUGAGUGAAGCGCAUAAUAUGUCUCAUAGUUGUCCAACUUGCAUUCUUUUUUUUCAAAUGGAAGAAGAACUGAUAAAUCAUCAAAAAAAUGAGAAACAUGAUGGUUCGUUAUUUCAGCAAGCUACUCCAUUGAGUAACAGCGAUCAGACCUUGCAAGUGGUAACUUAUGCUGACUCAGUAUCAAACAAUAGCCAAAAUCUUGCAAAGGAAAUGGAAGUAUCAGUGAAAGCAAAAACUUCAGACUCUUCUUUCAUAAAUCAUAGAAAUGAACUAAAGCAUUCUGUUCUGAAUAAAACCCAAUUUCAAUGUAAAAAGUGUUUUUAUAAGACAAGAUCUUCCACGGUUCUUACAAGGCACAUAAAACUCCGACACGCACAGGAGUAUCACUUCCUUUGCAAAGCAUGUAAUCUCUACUCACUGAGUAAGGAAGGAAUGGAGAAGCAUAUCAAAAGAAGCAAGCACCUUGAAAAUGCCAGGAAAAACAACAUUGGACUACGUUUUGAAGAAUGUAUUGAAAAGGUUUGUGUUGGUGUUGGUGGUAUUAAAACAGUGGUGGAUCCUUCCAUUUCUGGGAGUGGGAAUACAGAGUUAGAUAAAGAAAUUAUACACGUUUCAUCUUCUUCUGUGGAAAACAUCUCAAGAAAUAAAGAAUUCGUUCCACUUGAUCAAAGGAUUGGUGGAAAUGAAUUGGUUUUAGCUAAUGCACCCAGAAGGGGGAAACCCAAAGGCACUAUUUCUAGGACAUGUACCCAUUGUGGUCUUUUGGCCUCCAGUGUUACAAAUUUGACUGUUCACAUCAGACGAAAGCAUAGUCAUCAGUACAGCUAUUUGUGUAAGGUUUGCAAUUAUUAUACUGUAACCAAAGGAGAUAUGGAACGCCAUUGUGCAACCAAAAAACACAAAAGUCGCGUUGAAAUAGAAGGAUGUGGAAAACAGAACUCGGAGAUCAUCGUUAGCCCUGAAGGAGGUAAUUUUGAAUCUGUGAGCAAGAAGGUUAAUAGCCCCAUGACUGCCUUGUAUGAACAUGUUGAGGAUGGUAGCCAGUCAUCAGAUCUGGAAAAUUCUGUCUUAGACAAUCAGGAAGUUGAGCAAGGAGAUGCUGAGCUAAAAGUUGUAAAUGCCAGUAGGCUGCCAGAUUUGGAGCAUACUAGCACUCCAUUAAAUAUAAACCAAAGUAUAUUUCUGGAACCAGCGAGGGUUACUCAAGAUGGUGACCCGUGCUUCCAGAGAAGAGCAGUGGGUGCAAACGACAACAAGUGUGUCCACUGCAGCUUCAUUGCUCAUUCUUCUUCUUCUUUAGAGCUGCAUGUGAAGCGAAAACAUACAAAACAAUUUGAAUACUACUGCAUGGCUUGUGACUACUAUGCUGUUACUCGCAGAGAGAUGAUUAGGCAUGCAGCAACAGAGAAACAUAAAAUUAGAAGAGAAUCUUACGUUUAUUCUUCUGGGGAGGAAGCAAACACAGCAAAUAUCACUAAAGAAGGCACUGCUUUGUCUCAAGAGGAGCACCAUCACAGUGCAGGAGAAUCAAAAACUGUUUUAGAUGAAACAAAAUGUGCCAAUGACGCAGCAGAAGGUGAUCAUAUGAAUAAAAGCUUAACUGAGUGUACUGUCUUAGAUGAAAAUGCAUCUCCAGGAAUGCCUGAAGGUGGCAGUUCCCAAAAUGCAGUAGAAGGUGAACUUGAAGAGACAGCUAAAAAUGGAGAAGACGACCUUUUUUGCGAAGGAUUCCAGCAAACUCCUCAGAAAGAUAAAGCUGUUAAACUUGACAAGGAAGUAUCAGUUAAAGAAACAGGUACUUGUGAGUUGCAGAAAAGUAGGCAUGGUCAGGAGCUGCUCAACUCAGAUGAUUGCACUGCAGAAAAUCAAAACAGAUCAAGCAGCACAAACUUGAAUUCAGGAAAAGGUGAGGAAAGCUUGGAAGCAAAUAGAGAAAACCAUGAAGUAGAGUGUAGAAACACAGGCAUUCUUAAAAAAAUAUCACUGGAAAAAAAUAACCCACGUAUGCUAACUCUUCCAGAAACAAGUAGUGCAGUAGAACAAUCAGAUUUUGCUGGAAACAUUGGAGAAAUGGUACAAAAUAUACAUAGUUUAGAGGGUGACAGAAGUUUCAAAGAGGAUCCUACUGGGGAGGAGGAAGAAGCCCUUAUGGAAGCACAACAUGAAGCAGAAGUAACUAUAAAUAACAAUGUUUGGGAGGCAGAUGGCUCAACAGCUGAGGGCAUGCAAGAAAGUAGUAAUGAGGCUUUAGGAACAGUUUUCAGUGCUGAUGAUAAAGGAAAGGCAAUGCAAAAUUUUGGCAAGUUUGAUUCUUCUAUAGUGAGGUUAAAAAGCCAUCCAGAUGGGGAAGCCGCUGACCAUUCUGCUGAAGGACAGAUGUCAGGUGGGGUGAAAGCUAGUGAGCUCACAGUGAAAGCAGAUCCUUCACCAAGUGGUGGGAAAAAGAAAAAGUCAGAAGGAAUUUCCCUGGGGGAAUCGACACGUAUUCGCUGCGACGACUGUGGUUUUCUAGCAGAUGGUUUGAGCGGACUAAAUGUUCACAUAGCCAUGAAACAUCCUUCAAAAGAAAAACAUUUUCAUUGUUUACUCUGUGGAAAAUCAUUUUACACAGAGAGCAACCUUCACCAGCACUUGGCGAGUGCCGGGCACAUGCGAAAUGAGCAGGCGAGCGUGGAGGAGCUGCCCGAAGGAGGUGCUACCUUUAAGUGUGUGAAGUGCACGGAGCCCUUCGAUUCGGAGCAGAGCUUGUUUCUCCACAUCAAAGAGCAGCACGAAGAGCUGUUGCGGGAAGUGAAUAAGUACAUUGUGGAAGACACCGAGCAAAUAAACAGGGAGAGGGAAGAGAACCAAGGCAACGUCUGCAAGUAUUGUGGGAAGAUGUGUAGAAGUAGCAAUUCCAUGGCCUUCCUAGCUCACAUCCGUACCCAUACAGGAUCAAAGCCAUUCAAGUGCAAGAUAUGCCACUUUGCAACAGCUCAGCUCGGAGAUGCCAGAAACCAUGUCAAGAGGCACCUUGGGAUGAGGGAAUACAAGUGUCAUGUCUGUGGGGUGGCGUUUGUGAUGAAGAAGCAUUUGAAUACUCAUUUACUGGGCAAGCAUGGAGUUGGCACACCCAAAGAAAGGAAAUUUACAUGUCACCUGUGUGACAGGAGCUUCACGGAGAAGUGGGCGCUGAACAACCACAUGAAGCUGCACACGGGAGAGAAGCCGUUCAAGUGCACCUGGCCCACCUGCCAUUAUUCUUUCCUCACAGCCUCCGCCAUGAAGGACCACUUUAGGACUCACACAGGCGAGAAGUCGUUCCUCUGUGACCUUUGUGGCUUUGCCGGCGGGACACGUCAUGCCCUCACCAAGCAUCGGCGGCAGCACACAGGAGAGAAACCAUUCAAAUGUGAUGAGUGUAACUUUGCUUCCACGACGCAAUCACAUCUGACACGACAUAAGCGUGUCCAUACUGGAGAAAAGCCUUACAGAUGUCCCUGGUGUGACUACAGGUCUAACUGUGCUGAGAAUAUCCGGAAACACAUCUUACAUACAGGAAAGCAUGAAGGAGUAAAAAUGUAUAACUGUCCUAAGUGUAACUAUGGAACCAAUAUCCCUGUGGAGUUUCGUAACCACUUGAAAGAACUACACCCAGACAUUGAAAAUCCUGAUCUGGCAUACUUGCAUGCUGGCAUUGUAUCCAAGUCGUAUGAGUGCCGACUGAAGGGGCAAGGAGCAACCUUUGUGGAAACUACAAGUCCUUUUACUGCAGCAGCACUGGGAGAGGUUUCUCCAGUUAAAGAGAAGGUCUUUCGGGGCAGUAGAAGACAGCCACAGUCACCUGAAGAAGUUCAACAAGUUAUUAUUAUUCAAGGAUACGAUGGUGACUUUGCAAUUGAUGCCUCUGUGGAAGAAACAGCAGCGGCUACCCUUCAGACUCUAGCAAUGGCCGGUCAGAUGGCCAGGGUGGUCCAUAUUACAGAAGAUGGGCAAGUCAUAGCUACAAAUCAAAACGGCUCACACGUGAGCAGUAUGGUUCCAGGGCAGAUACUUACCGAGCAGUUAGCAGAUGGUGCAACGCAGGUGGUAGUGGUUGAAGGAACAGGAACUGGUAUGGAGGAAGCCGUUCGAAUAGAUGCAGUUCCUGACUCCGGUAGCACAGUACUGCAGCAGAUAAUGCGACAAGAAGUUUUAGAUGCUUCUGAAGCUACAGUCCAUCCUCCAGACUCCUCCUCGGCAUUAGAUGCCCUGCUUUGUGCUGUAACAGAGCUGGGUGAAGUGGAAAACAAAUCUGGACUCCUCGACAGGUGCAGGUCUAGUCACAAAGAUUUCUUGCAAAUGCCAAACCCAGAGACACCCAGCGUUCCCAGUGAUGCAGAGGGACAAGAAAUACAAAUGUUCCAUGAAGUUCAAGAGACUCAGGAAGAUACCGAACCUAUGGAAGUAGUGACGCGGGUCAUGCACCCAUCGGCUAUAAUUGCAUCUCAGGAGAGAGCUCAGGCUGCCUUCAAGAAAAUGGUCCAAGGAGUAUUACAGUUUGCUGUAUGUGAUACGGCUGCAGCCGACCAGCUGAUGAAAGAAGGUGUCACUCAGGUCAUAGUAAAUGAGGAAGGGACUGUGCAUAUGGUAGCUAGAGAAGGCUCUCAGAUAAUUAUGCAGGAAGGUGGUAGCCACGCGCUCAGUGUCCAGAGCGAACACAUGGAUUUAGUUGAGUCAGAUGGGGAAAUAUCACAGAUUAUCGUUACAGAAGAAUUAGCUCAAGCCAUGGUUGAGGGUUCUGGUGGCGACUUCUCUGAAGGUGCAACGCACUACAUCGUCACAGAAUUGCCACCAGACAUGCAGGAUGAGCCUGGUGUGUACUCGCAUGCUGUGAUAGAGACAGCUGGAUCUCAAGAGAUUUUGCAGGCUGGUACUGCUAUAAAAACAGAAGCCGUAUCCCCUGAUAGAGCAGAAGAGUUAACAAGCAUGGUCAUUUAUACAGAGGGAGGCUCACAAGUAAUUCAAGGCCAGAGAGAUGAUAACGAAGUAUAAGAAGCACGAAGAGCUUCAUCUCUUAGGCUUUGAUGCAGGGCAAAGCUGGAAAUUACCAGAUCCAUGGAGGCACUGUGUUCCUAGAAAACUUCCUGUAAAACCUUCUCAAUAUAACAUCCUCCUAGCCAGGUAACAAAUACGCGCCCUGCGGGAGGUGAAGGUCAGCUGCUAGGAGGAGUUCCCUGAAAAAGAUAGUACAAUCUUGUUAUAAUAGCUCUAAGAAUUAUUAUAUGGGAUUAUUAUAAAACAAGCAAAUUAGGGUAAAAAAGAGGGAAAAAAAGCCCCCUUUCCCCCAAAGUAGAUAUUGUUCUGAUCACUGCUUUCUUUGUUGUUCGUUUGUUUUUUUUAAACAUUACUUUUACUCAGGGUAAUUCCCUGCCUUCUGUCAUUUUUGUCUAACAUAAUCACAGGAGUAAAAUAAUUCCACUUACAUGUACAUUUUGUGAACAGAUAAAUAAGCAAAAAUACAAACCCCAUAAUAACAAGGUGAACAGGUAAGCUUACAUACUGUAAUUGGUGCCCUUCUUCAUUUUAAAGAAGAACAGGUGACAUUUUGCUUUCUAGAAUCUUACUUUAAAAUAUCCCUGGCUAAAAAUACGUCAUCAAAGUAAGUAUUGUUUGCAUCUAAAAUCGAAAUUUUCAUAGUAGCUUACUCUUUCGUGGUAUCACAUAGGACUUUCCCUAAAGAAGAGCUCAAAAAAGCUACACUUCAGAAAAUUCUCGGUUAUACAUAUUCAGGAAGAAGAACUUGAUGCCUGUAACUUCCACUUAAUUUUAGAUGAGAGUCCUACAUAAGAAAUGCAUUUUUUGAAAAAAAUAUUGUCACUGUCAGUGUUUUGUUUUUCUUAUAAAUAGUUCUUCAUAUAAAUACCAUUUUGCAGUUCAUUUUGUGAGCGACUUCUGAAAUGUUAUGGGGGUUUUUAAAGAAAAUUCUGACAUUGACAUUAACAAGUAGAAAAAAAAAAAAAGAGGUGACCUUGUAUUUCUUGCUUAGUCCAGAAUGUCAGUUAUUUACUUGUGGAUAUACUGCAAUUGGUCAAUGCAAGUUCUUGUUGAAAAGAUUUGUUUCAUGAUACAACUGCUUUUGUUUCUUUAAACAAAUGUAAAAUAUAAACUGGCAAGGUUUGGGGAUUAUUUUUUUUGUCUUUCAAAUAAAAUGUUAGCAUUAAAAUGAAGCAUCAUGAUUUUUAAUAUUAAGCAAUAAACAGAACUGGCAUUCAGCAGGAGCAAACGAA
Aquila chrysaetos chrysaetos is the source of this 8275-nucleotide messenger RNA. RefSeq names its product zinc finger protein 407 (gene ZNF407). The transcript is spliced from 9 exons. Lineage: Eukaryota; Metazoa; Chordata; Aves; Accipitriformes; Accipitridae. Gene Ontology annotation, molecular function: nucleic acid binding; zinc ion binding. The record is from RefSeq and is a predicted model, not a curated record. Gene Ontology annotation, cellular component: nucleus. Gene Ontology annotation, biological process: regulation of gene expression. Bases 171 to 7040 code for a protein of 2289 amino acids.